GGCGGAGUAAAGUCGACGGUCGUGCAUGCUUCUAUGAGUCCACACGUACUGUCCCGGCACUCCGCCGAUAUCUGACCGCAGAUGAACGCGGAGUUUGAAACAAAAGAACCCUCGUCAUCAUUUUUCAGACGCGCCAAGCGCAUCUGCUGUUUCUGCGCUCCGCGUGGGGACUCGUAAAGGUUACAACUCUGCGGAGAGAGGGAGAGACUUAACAGGAGUUAACAGGGUCGUGACAGAAAGUGAUCAAGGCGGACAGCGAGGCAGAGGCAGGCUGCUAACACGCGUUCACAAGCUAGAGAGGGAAACAGAGGGAGAGAGACGAGGAAACGAUCACAACAGCCAGGCUUGACCGUGGCUGAAGUUCAUACGCAGCACAGGGAUACAGCAGUGCAGCAGGCCUGCGUCCUAUGAAACAAGGCUGAACAGGGUUUCCUGUAUGUUGCUGCCUGUGCAAAGUAAGAUGAAGGACCACCAGUGACCGUACCACCUGAAACAAUGGGAGAGUGACGUGAGCACGACAAAUGAAAACAUGGCUGCCCAUCGCAUUCGAGUGACCAACAACAACAUCCUGCCACGCUGCAAGUCGGAGGGCACUCUAAUUGACCUCAGUGAAGGCGUGUCUGAGGCCAGUCUCACAGAUGUCAAAGUGCCUUCACCCAGUGCCUUGCGGCUGGACACCUCUGCCACUUUUGGAACUGCACAGGAAGUAGUUGCUAUCAAGGAUUACUGCCCAUCCAGCUUUACAACACUGAAAUUUUCCAAAGGUGACCACCUCUAUGUGCUAGACUCAUCUGGUGGGGAAUGGUGGUAUGCCCACAACAAUACAGAGAUGGGAUACAUUCCUUCUGCCUACGUUCAACCCAUCAACUAUAGGAACUCAUAUCUCAGUGACAGUGGGGUGAUUGACAAUCUUGGAGAGAGCUCAGAUGAGGGGGCCAAAGAGUUAGAUCUCCUGGGCGAGUGGGCAGGAGUGUCCCUGAAGCCACCUCUGCCUCACAGCAACAACAACCCUUUUUCAACCAAUCCUUUCCUCAAUGGCUCGGUGCAAGGUGCUCUCAACCAGAACAACAAGAAGAUGUCCAGCCAGCAUAACAGUAUCGACCUGCUUUUCUUUGAAUCUCUACCUUCUUCUUCUCCCAUCACCACUACCAGUAGCAAUGGCAUUAAUGGUUAUGACAGUAGUCUUUUUGAUGUUGCACCCACCAGCCAAAAUGUAGAAUCAUUGCAGAUAACCCGUAAGGACAACCCCUUUUUCCGGAGCAAAAGAUCCUACAGUUUGUCGGAGUUGUCGAUCCUACGGUCUCAGUCAAACCCUCCACUGCCUUCGUCAGAAUUCUUCACAGGUCUGAAGGCACCCUCUCCAGAGCAGUUUCAGAGCAGAGAGGACUUCAGGACAGCCUGGCUAAACCACAGGAAGUUGGCACGGUCCUGCCAUGACCUUGAUUCCUUGGGUCAAAACCCAGGCUGGGGCCAAACACAGCCAGUGGAGACCAACAUUGUGUGCAAGCUAGACAGCUGUGGCAGGGCAAUCCAAUUGCCAGACACUAGUAUCAGUAUUCAUGUCCCUGAAGGCCAUGUUGCUGUAGGAGACACCCAGCAAAUAUCCAUUAAAGCUUUAUUGGAUCCACCACUGGAGCUAAACAACGAUCGAUGCACCACGGUCAGCCCCGUAGUUGAGAUCAAGCUGAGCAACAUGGAGAUAAAGUCGUUCAUAACCUUGGAGAUGAAGGUGUCUGUAGAUGUCAAGAAAGAGAGUAGGCAGAUGGCAAAGGUUAUAUGUGUGAGGAGUGAUUGCAAAGAGGGUCCCUACAUCCCUGUCCCACAGGCUUACAUACAUGGUGACACAGUUCAGGUUCAGCUGGAUAGUCUGGAACCAUGUAUAUAUGUUGCUGUUGUGGUCCAGUCCCAACACAUCUUAUUUAAUUCGAUGGUGUGGGAUCACGUGAUGAAGAAAGUGACUCUGGGUCUAUAUGGACCUAAGCACAUUCAUCCAUCCUUUAAAACUGUGGUGGCCAUUUUUGGACACGACUGUGCUCCAAAGACUCUGCUCGUAGGAGACGUUGGGACGCAGGCACAUUCUGCACCCCCCGUUGCACUACAGCUGUGGGGAAAGCAUCAGUUUGUCCUCAGUAGGCCUCAAGACCUACAAAUAGGCAUGUACUCCAACAUGGCCAACUACGAGGUGAAAGCCAGCGAGCAGGCACGAACAGUAAGAGGAUUUCAGGUGAAACUUGGCAAAGUGAGUCGGCUGAUAUAUCUGAUCACGUCUCGAAACGCAGACGAGAUGUCCGAUUUCACCCUGCGGGUUCAGGUAAAGGACGAUCAGGACUGCAUCCUGGCACAGUUCUGCGUUCAGACGCCACAGCCACCGCCUAAAACUGGAAUGCGAACAAACGGGCAGCGGAGAUUCCUUAAGAAGAAGGAAGUGGGCAAAAUCAUUCUGUCACCCCUGGCCAUCACGACCAAAUAUCCACAGUUCCAAGACCGCUGCGUUACGAACCUAAAAUUCGGAAAGCUGAUCAAGACGGUGAUCAGGCAAACAAAGAACCAGUACUUGCUGGAAUACAAGAAGGGUGACGUGAUUGCUUUGCUGAGCGAAGAAAAGAUCAAACUCAAAGGACAAUUGUGGACCAAAGAAUGGUAUAUCGGUUACUACCAAGGAAAGACGGGACUUGUGCACGUGAAAAACGUCCUUGUUUUGGGUAAAGUGAAGCCCAUCUACUUCUGUGGGCCGGACCUCACAACUGCGAUGCUGCUGGAUCAAAUUCUUAAACCCUGCAAGUUUCUCACGUACAUCUAUGCCUCUGUGAGGACCGUUUUGAUGGAGAACGUAGGAAACUGGAGAGCGUUUGCUGAUGCCCUGGGGUAUGGAAAUCUGCCCCUGUCUUACUUCUGCAGAGCAGAGCUGGAUAGUGAACCAGAGAGAGUAGCUUCUGUGCUGGAGAAGCUCAAAGAGGAUUGUAACAACGUGGAGAUCAAGGAAAAAAAAUCCUUUCAGAAGGAGCUAAUGACAGCCCUGCUGAAGAUGGACUGCCAGGGCCUGGUGGCCCGGCUCAUCAUGGACUUUGCCCUGCUCACCACAGCCGUGGAGGCGGCACCUCGCUGGAGGGAGCUCGCCGAGAAGCUCGCCCGCGUCUCCCGGCCGCAGAUGGACGCCUACGAGGCUCCGCACCGGGACCGCUCCGGGAUGGUGGACAGCGAGGCUAUGUGGAAGCCCGCGUACGACUUCCUGCUGACGUGGGCGGCGCAGAUCGGCGACAGCUACCGCGACGUCAUCCAGGAGCUUCACCUGGGCCUGGACCGCAUGAAGAACCCCAUCACCAAACGCUGGAAACACCUCACAGGUACCCUCAUCCUCGUCAACUGCCUGGAUAUGCUGCGCAGCUCCGCCUUCAGCCCCACGCCCCAGGAUGAUUUCGCCAUCUAGAAGACAUGCCGGACUCACCGCUCACCAGGUCCGGAAUCUGGAUAAUAGAAGGAAUCGUUUCUCUGUCUGCACACUCCUGGAGGACUUUGAACUUUGACUUCUGGGGUUCCUUCUGAUUGGGUGUUGUUAAAAACAGUGGUGACUCCGCCCCACCCCACGACUCCACCUGAAUCUGUAUAGUUUUCCUCAGUCCAAUCCCUGCGCGGAUAUUUCCUGUGCCCUCCCACCCAUAGCCCUGAUUGGGCAUACAGUCAGCAAGACAAGCCAAAACACCAAUGUGGUUUCAGAAUAGAUAUUUUUUUGGAAGUCCUAAACAGUGUUUUUAUCAAGCCACUAGCAAUACAUAUAUUUUUUAUAUGGAACAGAGAAUUUUUUUAAUUAAAUCACUUUGACACUUUUCAAAUAGAUUGUUUUGUUAUCAGUAACAGAUGAAGAACGUCAUUUUCUCUGUAAUAUGAUGUCUUAAAUUUUCUUUUUCAACACCACCCUUUCACCUGUCAGUCCAUCCUUUAUACCUUGCCAAAUGUGCACUGUAAGCCUCCUGCUUUAACGGCAUGUUGUUCCACCGCUAAAUUUCACCUCAGAAUCAUAUCUGCUUUGUUUCAAAAGAAACGACUUCAAAAGACAAGCGUUCACGUUGAACACCUUCGUGUGUCUGCACUGUUAAAGUCAAACGUAAAGCAUAUAUGCGCAGUUUGUUCGAAAUACCCUAUGCUCUGGCUCUGUGUUGCAAAAAAAAAAAUUGCUUUUUUAAAAAGCAGCGAAGCUAGACAGGUUCAUUUAUGAUGCUGGCAACUUAGUUUGAUUUUCUGCUUCCCUUGAGUCAACAACAUAUAGGUGGGUUUAAUAAGAUGAAUAACUUUAUUGAAGAUCACCUGUUUUGUUUUUCAGGCCUCUGAAGGGGUCAUCAGUCAUGUCAGGCAGUUUUCUUUUCUUUGUG
Messenger RNA from Electrophorus electricus (electric eel), 4367 nucleotides. RefSeq names its product SH3-domain binding protein 4a (gene sh3bp4a). Gene Ontology annotation, cellular component: cytoplasm. NCBI's taxonomy places the organism in Eukaryota, Metazoa, Chordata, Actinopteri, Gymnotiformes, Gymnotidae. Gene Ontology annotation, molecular function: protein binding. The record is from RefSeq and is a predicted model, not a curated record.